Molecule: messenger RNA, 2618 nt
Organism: Apis laboriosa (Himalayan honeybee)
Lineage: Eukaryota; Metazoa; Arthropoda; Insecta; Hymenoptera; Apidae
Gene: knk
Product: protein Skeletor, isoforms B/C
Exons: 12
Source: RefSeq, a predicted model, not a curated record
UUCACAUAUGAAAGUUCAGUGACACCUCUUUUGACAAUCCAGCAGAAUCUAAUAUACCAUUCGUAGGUAUAUAUAUUCAAGGUAUCUCCAAAACAUGCAUACUUUCUCUUCGAGACCACGUGCCAAGGUAGCUGGAGUACAGUAUACUGACCAUAGUAUACUGUAUAGAAUACUCUGUAUCGAAGUCUACUUUCUAAAAGACGGCUGCUUGGAACAGCGUCCAUUACAGUGACUGCGUGCCUUUCUCUCUUUUCUCGAGGCUUUGUCAUCUAACUUGAGAUCAAGCCAUUUUUUAUUUCAUAAAUUUUAACAAUAAUAAAAUCGUGCAAGAACAAGGUGCAAGACAUAUAUGACAAUUCAAGGAAGAUGAAGUGAUGGCAGAUGUUACAAGGAGAUGGAUGAAAGACACAAAGGCACAUGUCUUUGUGAUAAUUUUGACAUGCGUGAUAUGUUCUGUCUAUGGCUGUUCCGAAUACGAUCGAUUAGACGGUGACGAAUAUAAAGGCAAAUGCAUUGGAAAACUAAAUACGUAUCAUCAUGAAGUUUCCGGUGAAGUUUAUGCCGUCGACGAGAAUACGUUAUUGCUGAUUAAUUUUAAAUACGAUGGUAACGGAGCUGAUACAUUUUUCUUCGCUGGUGCAUCCACGCGAGCUGGUCCACACGGUUUUAUCGUGCCUGACGAAUGGGGCAAAACAAAUGUCCUCGAUAAAUAUUUCAAUAAAAAUCUCACUCUUAAUUUGCCAGAUGGUAAAACGAUAGCAGAUAUAAAAUGGUUUGCGAUAUACGACUUAGGAAGUCAGAAUGUAUUCGGCGAUGUGAUUUUUCCCGAUGAAUUUCGUGCACCAGCACCAGCGACGAUUUCUCAAUUAAAAAAAUACUCGCAUGAAGUAUCUUCAGAGCCAAUUGAAAUUAUAGAUUCGAAAACUAUCAAAAUACCAAACUUUAAAUACAAUGGAGAAGGAAAAGAUACGUAUUUCUGGGUAGGAGAUGGCCCACAACCUUCUACAAGAGGAACAAAAGUUCCCGAUGAAUAUGGCUAUUUAGAUUCACUACACGCUUAUAGGGGUGAAGAUGUGAUCAUUCAAUUACCUGGAGAUAUGACAAUUUUCAAUAUCAAUUGGUUAAGUAUUUUCGACGUGGAAACUGCGUCAAAUUUUGGCUCUGUAAUAAUUCCAAAGGAAUUAAACGUGCCUCCUUCGUUAGUAAAAGUGAUCAAGCACACAAACAGUUUGCCAAAUUGUAUUCAACUUCACAAACGAUUUCAAGUUAGCUGGGAAAUAUUUGGUCCACAGAUCACUAUCCAAUUAGCAGGAGACAUAGGUGAGAAUGAAUAUAUGGCGUUCGGUCUAUCUGGAUCUGAAACAUCUAGCCAAAUGGAAGGUGCGGAUGUUGCAGUUGCUUAUUUAGAUAAUAUUAGAGGCUACGUGGUAGAUUACAACAUCACUGCCAAAGCACCAUGUGGAAAAGUUCUUGGUCAAUACAAGGGAGUUUGUAGAGACGAAUUAUUCGGUGGUUUGGAUAACAAUCAGUUGCAUACUGCAUUUAAAGAAAAUGGAAUUACUGUUAUAAAUUACAGACGUACCCUUAACUCAUCUGAUCCAGGAGACAAAGAAUAUCCAACUGAUCGAUCUGUUUACGUGGUAUGGGCCUUAGGAAGAUUGAAUGAAAAUAGAGAGCCGACAUUCCACGAUUUAUAUCUGAAAAAUGAUUUGAAAUUAGAAUUGGCCCGUAAAGAACCUGAAGAUGCGUGCAUGGAUUUUACGGAAAAUAAUGAGCAAUUAGUGUAAGUAUAAUAUUUGUAAUUUAUAAUUAUAUUAAUUAUUUUAAUAUGAUCGAAUAAUUUCUUAUUCUCUAGAGUACCUUGGGAAAAAGUAAAAAUAUAUGGCAGAAGUAUUCGAACGUUCAAAGCAACGAUCGGUCCAUCCGGAGGCAAAAAGGGUUAUCAAGGAAUUACAGGACAACCAUCCACAGGUUUGGCAUGGUAUAUCGAAGGUCGAUUGGUACCUGAAUUAUAUCUACGUCGUGGAUUGACUUAUAAUUUUCGUGUUUUCGGCGGUAAUAAUCCUCACAGCUCGAAUUUAUAUCACCCGUUGAUUAUAACUGAUGAAUUACACGGUGGAUACGAUAAGCUUAGCGAUGCGGCACAAAGUAAUAUUAGAGUUUUAGCUGGAGUUGAAUUUACAAGAAGAGGACAACCGAGACCAACCGCAGUUGGCCCACUUUGCUUGAGCAAACACAAUGGACGAGAUAGAAGACGAGAUGAUGAUUUUGUAACAUUCAAACAAUUCAAUAGAACAUUAAUAAAUACAUGUGAGCCAGGAGAAGGUGGAAAUUUAGAAAUUACACCGAAUUCCACGUGGCCAGACAUUGUUUAUUAUAAUUCAUUUACCCAUGCGAACAUGGGCUGGAAAAUACACAUAGUGGAUAGUUAUUCAUCAAGUAACGCUGUUGUUCGACAAUUAUCGCUAAUCAUAGGAAUAAUGGCUGUGUUUUUUCACUUUUUAUAAAAAUAGUUAUAAGUUAUUCAGGAUAAUAUAUUCUUUUUAAUAAAAUGACUGAUUUUAUAGAAGAAGAAUGGAUUUUAUUAUGACAUGUUAGAUGGAACGUUAAUUUUUACG